Messenger RNA from Rhincodon typus (whale shark), 1331 nucleotides. It is a transcript of the gene ptar1, whose product is annotated as protein prenyltransferase alpha subunit repeat containing 1. NCBI's taxonomy places the organism in Eukaryota, Metazoa, Chordata, Chondrichthyes, Orectolobiformes, Rhincodontidae. Gene Ontology annotation, biological process: protein prenylation. The record is from RefSeq and is a predicted model, not a curated record. Gene Ontology annotation, cellular component: cytoplasm. The transcript has 6 exons. The coding region runs from base 357 to 1331 and encodes 324 amino acids. Gene Ontology annotation, molecular function: protein prenyltransferase activity.
AUCUAGAGUCUUCCAAAUUUUUUGCUCUUGUGAAUUUUUGAAUUCCAGCAUUGAGUUGAGUGCCUAGUUUUUUUUGGGGGGGACGUGAGUAAAAGUUUUCUGAAGGUAGUCGGGGAGAAGUGUGUUUUUUUUUGAAGUUGCACGUUUUAUUCCCUAAACUACAGAAAUCCCCGAGACAGCAUUUGCAACUGGGCGCAGAAGGUAAACGUCUGGACCUUCCUACAGCCCGCUCAUUGUGUGUGUUUGUUGGUCUCUCAAGAACUUUUCAGUUCUCCCUUGGCGCUUUCUACAGAGAGAAAAAAAAUAUACAUAAUAUUUGUCUUGCCCCGGAAGUGUUGCUGCAGCCGGCGAGUUGAAUGAGGAAGAUGGCAGAGUCGGAAGAGGAGGUGGACGUUUUGGUUCAGAGGGUUGUCAAAGACAUCGCCAACGCGUUCAGGAGGAACCCCAACAUUGAUGAAAUUGGAUUGAUUCCGUGUCUUGAAGCUCGGUACAAUCGGAGUCCUAUAGUUCUGGUGGAAAAUAAGCUCGGUGUAGAAAGCUGGUGUGUUAAGCUUCUUCUGCCCUGUGUCCAUAGCAAACUUGUUCUCUACAGGCAAAGAAAGCUGUGGUUAGACCGGGAUGCACUGACUGAUCUCACUUGUACUCUGCUGCUUCUAAAUCCAGACUUCACAACUGCCUGGAAUGUCAGAAAGGAACUGGUGCAGUUGGGAGCUUUAGAUCCAUUUAAGGAUUUGUAUCUCGGAAAAUUGGCCUUAACAAAGUUCCCUAAAAGUCCAGAAACUUGGAUUCACAGACGUUGGGUAUUUCAGAAGGUCGUUCAAGAAACUUGCCUUCCGAAUUCAAGGAAUAACGCCAACGUGGGAGUCCUAUCUACGGAACAAAUGCAUCGAAUAAUCCAGGACGAGAUGGCUGUCUGCUCUGAUGCUGCUGGAAGGUAUCCAAGCAAUUACAAUGCCUGGUCCCAUCGCAUCUGGAUCCUUCAGCAUGUGGCAAAGUGCAAUCUUAAGAUCCUCCUUGAUGAAUUGUCCAACACCAAGUACUGGGUGUCCACUCACGUCUCUGACCAUAGCGGUUUCCAUUAUCGCCAGUUCCUGCUGAAGUCUGUGGCGGGCAGUUCUAGAAAUGCAGCCAUUGCAAACACUGGGGUUCUUGUGAGGAAGUCCUCCAGUAAAGACCUUUGUGACGGUCUUUCCAUGCACGCGAAGGAAGAGGGUGCAUUGGCAGAGACGCACACCGUAGACGUGCCCCUCAUGAUUGAAGAGGAAAUGGAGCUUUGCACUGACCUUAUUGAGUCAUACCCAGGCCACGAAGCUCUGUGGUGUCACAGGUAA